ACCGCCAAAAAUGUCCUCUGCUGCUGCUGACGAAAGUGAUGCUGUGCUCGAGAAUCUUAUUGCGAAAGAAAUCCUUCCCCAAACCGGCAACUGGGAAGGAACCGAGGAAUUUCUUAAUCGAAUUGUUCAGGUUCUUCUGAAGUACAUCAAAGAUCAGAAUGAUCGUGAUCAGAAGAUUCUGGAAUUCCAUCAUCCAGAUAAAAUGCAAAUGUUGAUGGAUUUGUCUAUUCCAGAGAAACCGGAGAGCUUGUUGAAGCUUGUGAAGAGCUGUGAAGAUGUGCUUCGAUUGGGUGUACGUACUGGACAUCCACGCUUUUUCAACCAAAUCUCGUGUGGACUCGACUUGGUUUCGAUGGCUGGGGAAUGGCUUACCGCAACUGCAAAUACUAAUAUGUUCACCUAUGAAAUCGCGCCUGUCUUCAUCCUUAUGGAAAAGUCGGUAAUGGCCAGAAUGUGGGAAGCAGUUGGAUGGGAUCCGGAAAAAGCUGAUGGAAUCUUUGCACCAGGUGGAGCAAUCGCCAAUUUGUAUGCAAUGAAUGCGGCACGUCAUCAACUUUGGCCACGUAGCAAGCAUCUCGGAAUGAAGGAUAUUCCGACAUUGUGCUGCUUUACUAGCGAGGAUAGUCACUACUCCAUCAAAUCUGCCUCCGCUGUUCUUGGCAUUGGCGCAGACUAUUGCUUCAACAUUCCAACCGAUAAAAAUGGAAAAAUGAUUCCAGAAGCUCUAGAAGCUAAGAUUAUCGAAUGUAAAAAAGAGGGUCUGACCCCGUUCUUUGCCUGCUGCACAGCCGGCUCAACUGUCUACGGAGCAUUUGAUCCAUUGGAGCGAGUCGCAAACAUCUGUGAACGUCAUAAGCUCUGGUUCCACGUGGAUGCCGCUUGGGGUGGUGGAAUGCUCCUGUCUCCCGAGCAUCGGUACAAGCUGGCAGGAAUUGAGAGAGCUAAUUCAGUGACAUGGAAUCCACAUAAGCUCAUGGGAGCACUUCUCCAGUGCUCGGCAUGCUUGUUCCGUCAGGAUGGACUACUGUUCCAGUGUAAUCAAAUGUCGGCUGAUUAUCUAUUCCAACAAGAUAAACCGUACGAUGUGAGCUUUGAUACUGGAGAUAAAGCCAUUCAAUGUGGACGGCACAAUGAUGUUUUCAAGCUUUGGUUGAUGUGGAAGAGCAAGGGAAUGGAGGGAUAUCGUCAGCAAAUUAAUAAGUUGAUGGAUUUGGCCAACUAUUUUACCAGGAGAAUUAAGGAAACUGAAGGAUUUGAGUUGAUUAUUGAGAAUCCCGAAUUCCUGAACAUUUGUUUCUGGUACGUGCCUUCAAAGAUUCGAAACUUGGAGCCUGCUGAAAUGCGUGCUCGUUUGGAGAAAAUUGCCCCAAAAAUUAAAGCCGGCAUGAUGCAAAGAGGUACCACAAUGGUUGGAUAUCAACCGGAUAAGCAGCGACCAAAUUUCUUCCGAAUGAUUAUUUCGAAUCAGGCAAUCACUCGCGAGGACCUCGACUUUCUCAUCAAGGAAAUUGUGGACAUUGGAGAGUCUUUGGAAUAAUUUUUUCGCGCUGCUUCUGUACCUUUAUAUUAUUUUGAGCUCCCCAUAUGCUUCUUAGAUUUGAAAAUGUUCAAGAAAACCUGAAACCCAAAAAGAAAUGUAUAUUUUAUGAAACAGUAUUUAAUUUAUUUAUUGCAUUAUUUCAUAUUAUAUAAAGAUUGUAGUGAAU
Messenger RNA from Caenorhabditis elegans, 1706 nucleotides. It is a transcript of the gene unc-25, whose product is annotated as Glutamate decarboxylase 1. The transcript has 8 exons. The coding region runs from base 11 to 1537 and encodes 508 amino acids. Lineage: Eukaryota; Metazoa; Nematoda; Chromadorea; Rhabditida; Rhabditidae. The record is from RefSeq and is marked reviewed.